UAAAACUGGGCAGCAAUCAGUUUUGCUGCUCCCAGUGGCAGUGGGAGUCAUUUUGGCCAGAUGCAGCAGUUUUUUGGACAAGAUGGUCAGAUACCCUGGAAUCAGAUCAGUAAUCCCAGCUGCACAAUCAAUAGUCAUCUCAACAUCAGUGCUUUGACACUGAUGUAUUCAUAUUCAUCUGGGUUCUUCACAUAACUCCUUUAAAAACAAAGAAUGACUUUCAUUUAUGUUAAUGUCUUAUUCUUUUCAACCAAACAUAAUCAAUGGUCAGCAGCAGCAACAUUACAGCGAUCAUUUCUACUCAACAUAUUUGUUGCCUUAAUUAUCCAUGAUUGUAAACUUAAUUGAUGAUGGGAAGGAACAUAAAAAGUCCUAAAAAGGUCAGAGCUGCGCCACCAAGCAGGGUUAUGACUUCAUCCAUAUACUAAGAAAUAAGAAAGCAAAGGGGCGGGGUUUAUGUUAUAAAGAUAGACUGAAUGGACUCUACAGCUUUAAAUCAGAAUCUGGAAUAACCUCGUACUGCAAAGGAAUUUCAUAAAACAACUUAAAGCUGUUAAGCUCUUAAAACCCCCACGACUCUAGGCUAAGGUUCAUCUUCGUGUUUUACUGAUACUCCGGGUUCAUCUUAUUUAGGCCCUAAUUUUAGUCAUACAUCUUGAAGCGUUUCCGUUCUGAUGCUAGUCAUGUAGCACCGCCCAGGCUGCAGCUUCAGGCGAUCCCGCUGCUUCCAAACGGCGAAAAGGGCCGUGGACGAGUUUUUAAUUCGGCACUUUCCCGCGGCGCUAAUGACUUAUUCACCACAUCAACAUCUAGUCACGGUUUGAAGUCGGAAUAAAAGAUACGGGUUAAAUAUGCUCCGGAGAUUUCUCGGGUUCCCGUGGCGGCCCGCUACCGCUCCUGCUUUAUCUGCCGCCGUAAGGUGCUUGUCUUCGGGUGCGGUAAAUAUCACCCUCCCGCUGAACUUCUGGGCUGGACAGAGAAGGAUAAGCCAAGAAAACCGCAAAGAAAACGUUUAUGAACCAGCCACGGGCCGUGUGUUGUGCCAUUUGGAGCAAUGUGGUGAAGAGGAAGUCGGUCAGGCUGUGACGGCUGCUAAGUCAGCCUUUGGCCCCUGGAGCAAAAUGUCAGGGAUGGAGAGGGCAAGGAUCAUGAUAGAAGCUGCCCAUUUAAUUGAGAACAGGAGGGAAGAGAUCGCUGAAAUGGAGGUGGUCAACAAUGGGAAGUCCAUCACAGAGGCCCGUCUGGAUGUGGACUCUGCUAGACUGUGUAUAGAAUACUAUGCAGGACUGGCCAGAACUCUGGCAGGCCAGCAUGUUCAGUUGCCUGGGGGAUCCUUUGCCUACACCCGCAGGGAGCCUCUUGGAGUGUGUGUAGGAAUCGGCGCCUGGAAUUAUCCCUUCCAGAUAGCUGCCUGGAAGUCUGCUCCAGCCCUGGCCUGUGGUAACUCCAUGGUGUUCAAGCCAUCUCCAGUAACACCAGUGACAGCAGUAUUACUGGCAGAGAUCUAUGAAAAGGCCGGGGCUCCAGAGGGGCUGUUCAAUGUGGUGCAGGGUGGACAGGAAACUGGCAGCUUACUGUGUCACCACCCUGAUGUCGCUAAGGUGUCCUUCACAGGAAGUGUGCCCACGGGACAGAAGAUCAUGGAGAUGGCAUCAAAGGGCAUAAAACCAGUGACUUUGGAGCUCGGGGGGAAAUCUCCCCUGAUCAUAUUUAAGGAUAGUGAUCUGGAGAACGCUGUGAGAGGAGCGCUAAUGGCCAAUUUCCUGUCCCAAGGACAGGUCUGCAGUAAUGGUACAAGGGUGUAUGUCCAGAAGGAUAUUCUGCCCGAGUUUGUUGAGGAGGUGGUUAAGAGAACCCAUGCGAUUACAAUAGGAGACCCACUGCUGGAGAGCACCAGAAUGGGAGCACUGGUCAACCGGCCACAUCUAGACAAAGUGUUAUCCUUUGUUGAACAAGCCAAAAAAGAGGGAGCCACAGUGUUGUGUGGAGGAGAACCUUUUGUCCCAUCAGAUCCAAAACUCAGAGGUGGAUACUACAUGACUCCAUGUGUCCUAGGUGACUGCACAGAUGACAUGACCUGUGUGAAACAGGAGAUCUUUGGUCCCGUCAUGUCUGUGCUGUCAUUUAAAACAGAGCAGGAGGUUCUGCAGAGAGCCAAUAACACUACAAUGGGUCUGGCUGCAGGUGUCUUCACAAGGGAUAUGACACGAGCCCAUCGUCUGGUAGAACAGCUUGAGGCUGGUUCCUGUUUUAUUAACAACUACAACAUCACUCCUGUGGAGCUUCCAUUCGGAGGAUUCAAAAUGUCAGGUAUAGGGCGGGAGAACGGCCAGGUGACCGUUGAGUUCUACUCCCAACUAAAGACGGUGUUUGUGGAGAUGGGAGAUGUGGACAGCCUCUUUUAGACCACCUGACCAGAGGACGUUUGAGCUGUAACCUGAGCCAGAGACUGGAGGAGUAGAGUGGACUGAACCUGCCUUCCACCAUCGCUGAGGGGGAGAGAUUACAUGUUCAUCCAGGAGUGACAGAGAAAUAAGCCUGGAUUGAUGGAGAUUAUGUACUUUUAUGUCCUUCAAGAAUUACAUAUUUUUAACACCAGCUUAGUAAAUUUUACAAUAAAACAAGUGUUUUGCAACCAAGCUUUAUUUCUGUAACACCCCCUCCUUUUUUUUUUUUUAUUAGCAACUCUAAUCUGAACAAAUCUGUCGCAUUUUUAACUUCAUGUACUAAACUCUCUGAGAUUGCUCUUCUUACAAUUCAACAUAUGAAAACACCAUUUUGCCUUAUGGUUUGUUUCCUUAAACAAAAGAAUGUACUCCCAUGAACUGAAGCAGAACCUGAACAGUGUUUUGUAAAUGAAUAAAACAAUAAAUCGCCAUGCUGGUC
This is a messenger RNA of Girardinichthys multiradiatus, 2886 nucleotides long. RefSeq names its product aldehyde dehydrogenase 9 family, member A1b (gene aldh9a1b). Bases 852 to 2405 code for a protein of 517 amino acids. The transcript has 12 exons. The record is from RefSeq and is a predicted model, not a curated record. Lineage: Eukaryota; Metazoa; Chordata; Actinopteri; Cyprinodontiformes; Goodeidae. Gene Ontology annotation, molecular function: aminobutyraldehyde dehydrogenase (NAD+) activity; 4-trimethylammoniobutyraldehyde dehydrogenase (NAD+) activity.